Molecule: messenger RNA, 792 nt
Organism: Dothidotthia symphoricarpi CBS 119687
Lineage: Eukaryota; Fungi; Ascomycota; Dothideomycetes; Pleosporales; Dothidotthiaceae
Exons: 2
Coding region: 203-691 (162 amino acids)
Source: RefSeq, a predicted model, not a curated record
UCGUGCAACUUUUGAGCCACACAACGUAUUGCAUAACACUCUGGCCAGAAGGGAUGGGAUCGAGUAGCACCGAACAGGUAGUAUAGGGGCCACAAGUUACUCCAAUGUACUUUUCGCAGCAGCCGACCACGUACUCAUAAUAUCAGGGUUCGUCGAUUUCUGCAUAUCGUUUUCGUCAAGAUCGCUCUUCGAAUUUGCGAACAUGUCCUCGAUUGACGUACCCGCCCUCUUCACGGCACUUAUAAUACUGACGGCACUCGUCCUUUUCCUCAUCAUUCUCUGCGUAUCCAUUCGCUGUAUCAAACGCCAUCUCAAGUCUCGACAAUCAGAGCCAAAUGUUGAAGUUGGAAGGACUAUGCCACAAGAACGCUUCCUAGCAACGCAUUCAGAAGUCACAACGCAGCAGCGCCGCAUAUCCUCGGCGUCACAAUCCAUCGAGCUAUUACCCGAGAUUCGAACAAGCAGCGAAAGGGCGGACGACUGGCUGGAGAGAAGAGGAGCCAGACUUGAUGAGGGAGUCGAUCCGGGGGUAGUUAAGGUGCUGAAGACUUACAAGAUGCUGGAUGUAAAGCAUGAUGGGCCGUCUCGAUGGAAUGGGAGAAACGAGGAGGAUGUGAGCGAAUUGAGGGUACCAAUCGAGCGCGACUUUAUCUCGUACAAGUAUCAUGGAGAGGCAAGUCGAUGUGGGUGAGAUGGAUCUAUUGAUAACCUGCGAGGAUCCACCACAUAUCACACGAGAGGCUUGGAUGUAGAUGCCUCGGCAACUUACAUCGACGCCUUCAAAGCCAGGUU